GCUCCGUGUUGUUUACACAUGGUUGAACGUUCACGUGGAAAAAAAAAAAGAUAUUGUUCUGUAUGAAAAAAAAUGUCUUCAAAGAAAAAUAAAAGCAAGACGAAGAAGGGAAGUGAAGGAGACAGCUCGCUCGUAGUGAAGGAGGGAUCUGAAGGCUCCUCAAACCUGCAAACAUCCGGUCACGAAGGAGGAGGAAGCUGCAGAAGUUUUAACAACAACUCAUUCACUGUCACGGAUUUCAUUGAUAAAGCUGAUGACAAAACGCCGAGAUGUUGCAGAUCGACUUUAGCCCAGCUGAGCCUCAACUCAAUGAAGUCGGCGAGCGUCUGCAUCGGGAGACCGGUCCUGCUGACGAGUCCAACGGGAAAACAAGAGGUGUGUUUGGGAUGGCCAGUUGCAGCUUUUCCUGCGGGGAAAGUUGGUCUUCAGAAAUGUGCUCAGAGUAACCUCAAGGUGAAGUCAGGGGACGAGGUGACGCUGCACCCACUGACAGGUGCUGUUCUUCAAGCAGAGGAGGUGACGCUCUCCUGCAGGUCCAAAGACGACACGUUAGAGACGGAGGAGUUCAAAAACUUCUUCCUAAGGACUCUGGUUGGGAAAAUCAUCUUGCCAGGAAAUGUGAUCUCCCUGACGUACUUCGGCCGCUCAUGCAGUCUCCGGGUGGAGGCCGUUAGAGGGGAAGACGGCGCCACCCUCCACAGACCGGCUCCUCCCCCAGGACCGGGCCCUGACACCGAGGAGUCGUCUGUGAUGAACUCUGUGCUGGACUCGUCGUCAGCCGACCUCUCCCUGCAGCUCAGCUUGCUCACUGUGGACGACGACAACACUGAAGGGACAGCGAGCACGCCUGGAGAGCCUGGACCUGCAGCCAGCACCCCGCGUAGACCAGCACAACUCCCCUGUCUCUCCUCGCCCCCUGCUCUCUGUACCCCGUCGUCCUACAUCUCCCAGAAUCCUCCUUCAGGGGAGAGUGUCAAUCUGGAGAACUCAGUCAGCUCAGAGAAAAUCCCCACAGCUCCCCCUGGUGGUGCCUUGAAAACUGACACCUUCUACUGCCUCUCCUGCUCCACUAAAGUCAGUUUGAGAGACCGAGCGGGGAAGGAGGAGGAGCCAGACGCAGAAGCUAAAAGAUCAAAAGUCACAUACAGCAUGAUUGGCGGGCUCAGCAGCCAGUUGGAUGUCAUCAGAGAGACCAUCGAGCUUCCUCUGAAACACCCAGAGCUGUUCUCCAACUAUGGGAUUCCACCUCCCAGAGGAGUCCUUCUGUACGGUCCUCCAGGCACAGGAAAGACUUUGAUUGGCCGAGCCAUAGCCAACGAGGUGGGAGCUCACAUGACGGUGAUCAACGGCCCUGAGAUCAUGAGCAAAUUCUACGGUGAAACAGAAGCGAGGCUGAGGCAGAUCUUUAUGGAAGCAUCUCAGAGACGGCCUGCGAUCAUCUUUAUCGACGAGCUCGACGCUUUGUGUCCAAAGAGAGAGGGAGCGCAGAACGAGGUGGAAAAACGAGUCGUGGCUUCUCUGCUGACUCUGAUGGACGGGAUCGGUUCAGAGGGUCACUCAGGUCAGGUGUUGGUCUUGGGGGCCACAAACCGGCCCCAUGCUCUGGAUCCUGCUCUGCGUCGACCAGGACGCUUUGACAAGGAGCUGGAGGUGGGCGUUCCCGGUGCUAAAGAACGUGCAGACAUUUUGCAGAAGCAGUUGAGUUUUGUACCAUGCAGCGCCACAUACGAGGAGCUGACGCAGCUGGCCGAGGCGGCUCAUGGAUACGUAGGAGCCGACCUCGCUGCUAUUUGCAAAGAAGCAGGUUUGCACGCGCUGAGGAGAGCCCUCGCAGGUUCCCUCCAACCCUCAGACCAGCAGCUGAUGGGGACGGUGACCGUCACUCUGCAGGACCUCCAGUGGGCGAUGUCUGUCGUGAAGCCAAGCGCCAUGAGGGAGGUCGCCAUCGAUGUCCCCAAG
Molecule: messenger RNA, 1959 nt
Organism: Labrus bergylta (ballan wrasse)
Lineage: Eukaryota; Metazoa; Chordata; Actinopteri; Labriformes; Labridae
Source: RefSeq, a predicted model, not a curated record